AUGCUCUUUGUUAAAUUCACCUUUCAGACUGUAGUCUGUUUGUAGUCACAAAACAUGAAUGCUGUCUACUUUUUCAGAUUUUAUUGUUUCUGAGGUUCUAUGAAAUUACUGUAUUGUAUAUACUGAGUUUCAUCAAAAUUGUGUGCUUUGAACAAUUAUUGUAUUGGUAUGAUUUACAAAUUUAUGUAAUUUGUGUAUUGUGAAAUAGGAGGCACUGGUAAAAUUUGUGUUAACAUACUCAUGCAUAUUCUGUGGAAGAAAAACUGUUGGUCCUGAUCUGUACUUGGUGCAAUUAGUCAAAUUUUAUAUUAAUUCUUUCUUUGCAAACAGUAGCCAAGACUAAACGGUGUACUACUUUUGUCAGAAAAGCUCCAGGACAGGUUUUUUAUUUCUGAGUUUGCAAUACUUAAAUGAACGAAAUGUCAUUUUUAUGUAACCUGGUAUGUGUGCAGCCUUGAAAUGACAUUCACCAUGUUCCUGCACAAAUUCACUAUGUGGCAGGGCUGUGCUUAGCAACACACUGUUUGAUUGGUUGGUGCAUCAGUUCUGGUGGUGCAAUAGAUGCUGGUUGUGAACAAAGAGUGAACAUUAAGUUCUGAGUUAAGCUUGGGAAAGCCCCUAGUGAAAUAUGGACAUUGAGUAAGCAACCAUAUGCAGGCAAGGCGCUUUCAAGAAGUCGUUUUUUCGACUGCCACAAAAGGUUUUGUAAAGGCAGAUAUUCAGUGCAAGGUGACUCCAGAACUGGUCGCCUGUCUACAGCACAUACCAAUGCAAACUUGGAGCACGUAAGGCAGUUAUUGCAGUAAGACCUUUAUGUAUUGUGCACAAUAUAUCGAAAGGACUUAUUUGAAUUGUGAUGUGUGUCAUAAGAUUUUAUGUGAAGAUUUAGUUAAAUGGAAACUUAAUGUGAAACUUGUUCCUCUAAAAGGCAAACAGAAAGAGGAAAGAUGAAGUAUUUCUGCUGAACUACUGGAUAGAGCCAGCCAUGAUCCCACAUUUCUAUCAAAGAUCAUUGUUGGGAAUGAAAGUUAGUGCUUCCAGUACAACACUCACACAAGGCAUCAAAGUGCUGAAUGGUGGAGUCAUGGGCCAUCAGCCUUGAAAAAAGCCAAAUGACAAUCUUUGGGAACAAAUAAAAUGUUGGUCACAUUCUUUGAUAGUUAAAGAUUAGUUCACCAUGAGUAUGUUCACCCAUUUCAAACAGUGAAGCAAACUCUUUACACCGAAGUCUUGAAAUGUUUACAACAAGGAAUAUGAAGCUGCUAUUCUGAUUUGUGACAUUCUCAGGACUGGUUCUUACUACAUGACAGUGCAAGAUCCUAUACUGCUUUAUCUGUGACCGGGUAUGUGCUCAGACAUUCUGUGAUUGCCAUCCCACAUCUGCCAAAUUCACCCAACCUCUCAUCUUGCAAUUUUUUCUUGUUUCCACAAGUGAAAAGCCAAUUGAAAGGAAAGCUUCAUCAAGACUUUACAGACAUUCCAUGACCUGUGACAAAUGAGCUUACAAGCAUCACAGUUGAAAAUUUCCCAGCUUGCUUCCAAGACCUCCAGAAACGUUGGCAACUAUGUUUAGAUAGGCAGGGGGACUACUUCAAUAGGAGGUAGGAUCAUUACUUGAUAGUGCAACUGAUUUCGGUGAUGCUGCAUUAACAUUCAACAGGCUCAUGCUGGGGCUGCAGAACAAAUCAACCACUGCAGGGUAUUCUUGUUACAAGUGUGGUAGAUGCUACCGGUGGAAGCACACACUAACUGCACAUUUAAAAUUUGAGUGUGGUAAAGAACCAACACUGCAGUGUCCAUUCUGUAUAUAUAAAGCUAAACACAUGUCUCAUCUACGAAGGCAUGUGAGACUGGUACACCAGCAAACAGUGACUUUGAUAUAAUUAUGGAAAAAAAAAAUGGUGAACGUGCAAGAAUUUCAAAUUGACAUUUAUAUAUUCAUAUUAGUUUCCUGGUCUUAAAUGUGAAGUUACCAUAAUGUUUGUUACUUUCAGUCUUCCAAAUGAGCUUAAAAGUGUGAUGUCUGUCAAAUAUCAACCCAGCACAAAAGUAAUUUGUUGUUCUUUAUUUUUGUAUUCUUUUAUGGUUGCUAUAACCCCUUUGAUUUGAAACCAUUGAUUUGUUUACACUUGAUGCAUGUGGUCUAUUUCUUACAUGACUUGCAACCUGUCUUGAUUUUAAAUUUCUGUUACUGAUCUUUCUGCAGUUUACCUCGCAAGAAGUAUGUGUAUUAAGUAACUGAAAUUUUUGUGCUGUUGUAAGGAUUACUUAACAAAGUUUUGUAUGUUAGAUGAUAUUCUUGUGCCACACCCCACUGGUUCAAAUGUCUUGCAAACCUGCAAGGUUUCAGUUCCAUGAAACCUGAAUGGAACAAUGUGUUGACCGUGACUGUUACUCAGGUUAGUGAAAUAUGGAAAUAUUUGUGGCAUCAUGAAUAUGCUAUCAUCUUUUCAUUAUCAUCUGAUGAGACAGAGCAUUGUGACCUUGCAACUCUGGUAUGCAUAAGAUAAUGGAAGUCUGAAGUUAAUGUAUUAAAAUGUCAGGUAAUGAAAGUAUAUGCGAUUUUAGGUGCUCUCACUUCCAGAAUUUUCUGAAGAUUUAGGUAAUCACUUUUAUGUGUAUAAAUUUAUAGGAAAAUAAUGUACAACAUUCAUUUUGAUGAUUCCUAUAAGGUGGCUGUGUUUUGUGAUUUUAGAAUGUAGACAGUUGACUUCUCUCUUACAAAUCUGAUAUAAACUUUUUUCUUCUCCUUGACUUGUCUAUCCUUUUCAUAUCAUUAGAGAGUACAUCACUGUAAGAAAUUUAUAUCCAUGACCUGUAAAGACUGGAAAGAAAUCUUGUGUAUCUGAAUAUUUAUGGUGUUUUUUCAGUUAAUUAUAACAACCAGAACAUAAAUGUGGCAAACAAAAUAACAUGUAAUAUGAAAUACUGUGCAUCUUAGCUGAGACAUUUGGUUGCGUUAAGGCCCCAGUCUGCUUUGUAUCCAGUGGGAAAAAACAUUGAAUGUGUUGUAAUCCGAGUAAUGUUUAAAUCAUUAUAAGAAAUGUAUACAUUUGUUUUUAUGUGUUGGUGGAACUUUACGCAAGUAAAAUUCUUGUUUCUCAAAACUGUUUAUUUAUAACUUCCUUUUUUUUUUUCAAAAGAUGUCUAAUGCCUUCAUUUCCCUCCUACUAUUUUUCAGCACAGCCACAGUUCCGAGGCAAUCCACAGUCUGCAGAAUUUCUUAAAUUUCCAUGUCCACAAUGUGGUAAGAACUAUGCAUGGAAGACAAAUAUGCAGCGUCAUUUACGACUUGAAUGUGGUAAAGAACCACAGUUUCAGUGUCCUGUUUGCCCGUACCAAAAUAGACCUACUGAUUUCCAAUUUUCGAGAUCAGGAGUGGCAUUCCAGAACAAAAGAACUACGACAGGGUUUUAUUGUUACAACUGUGGUAGACACUACCGGUGGAAACAUUCGCUGACAGCACAUUUAAAAAAUGAGUGUGGCAAAGAACCAUCACUGCAGUGCCCAUUCUGUGUGUACAGAGCUAAACAAAUGUCCAAUUUUCGAAGACACAUCAGAGUGGUUCAUCGGCAGGCUGUGACAAUAUAGGACUACUGAUUUCCAGUUUCCAAGAUCAGGACUGGGGAUCCAGAACAGACAAACAGCUGCUGGGUUUUAUUGUUACAACUGC
Molecule: messenger RNA, 3673 nt
Organism: Schistocerca gregaria
Lineage: Eukaryota; Metazoa; Arthropoda; Insecta; Orthoptera; Acrididae
Product: longitudinals lacking protein-like
Exons: 4
Coding region: 3151-3591 (146 amino acids)
Source: RefSeq, a predicted model, not a curated record